UUUGCCGGCCGCGCGAGCGCAGUGUACCGUCGCGCUUCAUGCGUCUCGCUCGCUCUUACAAUGUAUUUUCAACUACACGUGUUCCAACAAGCCAGUGCAUCGUCACCGUGUUAAGUUUCGCCAUGUGAAAAUAUUUUGCGUGUACAAAAAUCAUAAUUGAAGAUGUUGAGUCAACCGCGAUGGCUGAUGCUGGUGGUAGCAGCGCUGCUGACGCUGCAGUCGAAGGGUGACGGUGGCAUCAGACUCCCUGACCAGCCGCCCAAAGAACAAACUGACGGACGGUCUUUAAACUUCGGAGGGGAUCCUGGACGAUCGCCGCAAGCUCAAGGUCGCGGUCUCCUGGACUGGUUGGGUCUGGGCGAAGACCAGGACCCUUACAUCCAGCAGGCCACGCAGCAGUGCAUCAAUGGAGACCUGGCUGACUGCUUCAAGGCCCAAGCUCUACGGUCUUUUGACGACUUCUUUGAUAAACAAGCUUACCAGUUAUCAGAAAACGCAGUUCUAGUAAAGGUGGACUCACAAGCCCGUGCGUUGUCCCGUGAGCCUCCCCAGCUGGACUCGCAGCCACGCAGCGAGGACUCGGACUGGGAGGCACUCGUCAAGUACGGCAUGAGAAAAAUUGAGAGAUUUUUGAGGUCAACAGCUUUGGAGAUGCAGCUGGAUGACGAGGUGACUUCCCGAGGUGUCAUCGCUCCUCGCUUCAUUGAACAAAUUGCUGAUGAAGUGGAUAUCAUUGAGGACAAGAAAGCACCUUUCCGUCAACACAAGCUGAAGAAGUUGAUCAUCCCCAUGCUGCUGAUCCUCAAGCUGUUCAAGCUGAAGCUGCUGCUGUUCCUGCCGCUCAUCCUCGGGCUCGCCAGCUUCAAGAAGUUCCUCGGGUUCAUGGCUCUUAUCAUUCCUGGUGUGAUCGGUUACUUCAAGUUCUGCAAGCCCAAUUCCUCACCGUUCUCGUCCAGCCACUUCUCUGGACCUCACUACAGCCCGGCUGGUAUCGGUCUUGGCCCGUACAGGGAGUCUCCGCCCCAGUCUCAUUACGCGUCUCACUAUGAGAGCUAUCCAGGUGGCCACAAAUACGGAUCUGGUGGUGGAAUUUCCUUCAGGGAACACGAUGUCAGUCCCCAAGACCUGGCCUACCAAGGUUGGGAGUACAGAAACAAGCAAGGCGCUGAAGACAUCAAGGCUGAACCAGCUUAAGACUGAUCUCCUGGUGUAAGCUUUAUAUUAGAUCAUAAGUAUUUAAUACCGUUUUCAAAGAAAUACAAUGAUUACUUAAACUAUUCCUUAGUAAGGAUUUUAAAGACAUUUAAUGAUUACUUAAACUAGUUGCUUAGUAAGAAUUGUAUUCUGAAAAUAAUUGCUAAGGACUGAGUUAAGUAACUGUACGUUAGGCGCUCUGAUUGGCUGGUUCGAUAAACCAACCAAUCAGAACGCCGAACUGAAUCUAAAUACGACGGUUAUUAGUCAGAGAAGUAUUUGAGUUAGUUACUAUUAUCAUCAUUAAGUCCUUUCCGUCCAAAGCAGGACUUAGGGUUCUUCAUUAUAUGGAUAGAUGCUCUAUUUCUAUAAUAAAUCUCAUCAAAUUCCAUUCAGUAGUUUUAGCUUGAACAUUAAACAAACAUAAUUAUUUAUAAAGUCAUCACUCAAUUUCUAUUUUGAGGACUGAUAUAUUGGAAUGAAAUUAAAUAUAAUAUCUUAAAAUAUACUUUAAUCUUCAAAGACAAAGUCAAAGUCAAAAUUAUUUACUUCAUAUAGAUCGGGAAGACACUUUUGAAUGUCAAAGCAAAUAAUUAUAUGAAUAUUAAAAAAUAUGUCUGUCUGUCGUUCAGUCCUCUAAUGAAGCUGUAAUCUUAUUGGAGAAUCAUUUCAAGUACGUUGAAUUAAAUUUUCUAUAUUUAAGAAGAUGUUCAAAUUAAAGAUGUUUUCGCAUCUGUGUUACAAAAUCCAAGGAGAUAUUCAAUUGAGUCAAAUAAUUAAAAAAACUAUUUUUUACUGAGUGCAAUGACAAAAUAUCUCAGUAGUAGCACGGAGUCUGGAAUUGUGCCCAGUAUAUGGCAAUAGGCUCACCCCCUAUUACAUGAGACUUACCAAGUUAUAACACAAAUGGUGAAAUGUGGGUGUACAUAGUACAGCGGUAUUACGACCCGUAAUGUGUACCUCUGCCUACCCCUUCGAGGGUAAAAGGCGUGACGUAGCUAUGCUAUGUAGAAUCAUUAAUUAUUCAAGAUUAAUGUGCAUUCUAUGCUCGACAGAUACAGGGCAAAUGGUAAUCCCAAAACAAUUUAUGGUCAUGUUCCACAAACUAAACUAGUUGGAACAUUAACAGCAGAAUGGGAUGUAUCAACACCAAUACUGGCUUACAAAGACACUAACAAGUAAUACAUAAAGUCAAAGCAUUUAUUUCAAUUAAUCCUACAUAAAGCACUUUUGAAACGUCAAAUUGAAUUGUCCGUCAGUCUGUCUGUCAGUGAAGCUAGGCGCUCGUUCCAAAGUGUUGCUUAAAAUAAUUAUAGUAUAUAAGUCCCAUGUAAUAGGGGGUGAGCCUAUUGCCAUAUACCGGGCACAUUUCCAGACUCCGUGCUACUAUUGAGAAAUUUUCGAAAUUCCGAAAGAUGCCCAGUAAUAAUUUACCCGACCCGGGAAUCGAACCCGUGACCUCUUGUCCGGCAGUCGCACUGGCCAAUCACUCGAUUAAUGAAGCAGUUAUGUUUUUUCUACAAUAACAGUCUAUGUACAAAACUAUAUUACACUCACUCUUGUUUCUUCUUGUGUAGCGGGUUCGAUUCCCGCUCGGAGCAACUUUUUGUGUGAUCCACAAAUUGUUGUUUCGGGUCUGGGUGUCAUGUGUAUGUGAACUUGUAUGUUUGUAAACGCACCCACGACACAGGAGAAAAUCCUAGUGUGGGACAAAGUUUUUUUUUUAAAUAAUCCGACUAUAGAUAUUAGUCAAAGGUGUGCCAAUAUUGAUACAAUAGUUUUUAAUACUUUAAAUGUUUAAUUUAUUUACAUUUAAUUUAAUUUAUGAAAACGAUCAAUAUUGGUGUUGACAUUAUUAUACAUAAUUAAUUAAACGAUAGUUAUUGUUAAUUUUAAACAAAUAAUGUUUGUUUUCCACGAAAACUAAUUCGUGUUUUCUAUGUAAAUUUUAUGAAAUGAUAGUAUCUAUCUUUCCAUGUUUAUGUCGAAAUUGACAUUUUAAGCUUACGGUUGUAAUAGUUAUAAUAAUUAAUUGUUAAUUAAUUUAAUAAUAAUUAUUCAAGUUUGUUAGUGUGUACCUAAGUAUGUAUGUAAAUUAUUUUAUUUUUUUGAUUAAUUUGUGAAUACAGUAAGUUUUUAUAUAA
Messenger RNA from Spodoptera frugiperda (fall armyworm), 3338 nucleotides. RefSeq lists its product as uncharacterized. The transcript is spliced from 8 exons. The coding region runs from base 163 to 1194 and encodes 343 amino acids. The record is from RefSeq and is a predicted model, not a curated record. Lineage: Eukaryota; Metazoa; Arthropoda; Insecta; Lepidoptera; Noctuidae.